AUGGCUUCCAACCCGCCCCCUCAGCCACCCCCGCAGAACAUUGCCCAGCAGCGUGCGGAUGGCGCCAACAACAUCAUCACCGCGCUCGGGAACGCGUUCAAAUCGCAAACGGGAGACCCGCUCUCGGGCGAGCACAUCGCCCAGCUGCUCAUCGCGAACAUGAACCAGCUCGGGGAGCUCGCUAAACAGGGCAAGCUCACUCAGCAGCAGAUUGUUCAGCUGAAGCAAUACGCGGAGAAGCACAAGGUCGCGAGUGGUGCAUCAACAGCUGCAGCAGCUCCUGUUCGUCCUUCGUCACAGGGCGCGCAGCCCGGUGCUUCUACCUCCGCCGCGACGUCGACCACCACCUCCACUCCAACCAUCCCAAACACCGCGUUUAAGACCACAACCCCCAGUCCUUUUCUAGGCUCCACGUCCACAAGUGCCUCACAAUACCCAAUCACCGCGAACCCAACAAUCACACCACAAGGGGCCGUUCAAUGGCAGCCUGCACAACAGGGCCGGCCAUCCCUCACAGGUGGCCUGCCCAGUGGACGCAUAUCAGGUGCGCAUCCCCGCGCACCACCACAGGUCGCGAAGGCGGAGGACUCCAUGCUCAACCUCGACGAUAACCGCACCCGGCGGAAGAACACGCCCGGGGACCAGAGCAUGCGGCGCUCGAUCCAGGACCUCGUGUCGAGCAUCGAUCCGAACGUGAAGAUUGAGCCCGAGGUCGAGGACCUCUUACUCGACAUCGCGGAUGAGUUCAUUGACUCAGUCACCAAUUUUGGCUGCCGGCUCGCGAAGCACCGCGGCGGAGACACACUUGAGGUGAAGGACCUGCAGCUGCAUCUUGAGCGGAACCACAACAUUCGCAUACCCGGAUUCGCGUCAGACGAGGCACGAAUAUCGCUGUCGCAGACCACUAUCGCCCCUGCCGCGUCAAACACGACCUCGACGAAGAAGGGUGCACAGAACACGCAGAUGACGCUUCGCAGUCACCGGCUCUCGCAGGUUCAGUUCGCCAAGAAGGAGGCGAAGCUCAUGUAG
This is a messenger RNA of Epithele typhae, 1029 nucleotides long. Its product is annotated as transcription initiation factor TFIID subunit A-domain-containing protein. Gene Ontology annotation, biological process: DNA-templated transcription initiation; RNA polymerase II preinitiation complex assembly. Bases 1 to 1029 code for a protein of 342 amino acids. Gene Ontology annotation, molecular function: DNA binding; protein heterodimerization activity; TBP-class protein binding. The transcript has 5 exons. Lineage: Eukaryota; Fungi; Basidiomycota; Agaricomycetes; Polyporales; Epitheliaceae. Gene Ontology annotation, cellular component: SLIK (SAGA-like) complex; SAGA complex; transcription factor TFIID complex. The record is from RefSeq and is a predicted model, not a curated record.